AUGGUCAAACGCAAGCGCAACGAGUCUAUCAAGGAGGAGGCGGUGACUGCUGGAUCAUCUACCAAGACAGCCAAGUCAGCAGCCACUCCAUCAGAAACUCCUGAUGCCGCCGUUACAGUCCAGGUUGUGACGGGUUCUUACGAACGAGUACUGCACGGCUUCACAGCUGGUAUCCCCGUGUCUGCUUUUCUCAAUGAACGAGGCUCUUCAAAGAACGAUGAGAACUCGAUACAAUGUGUCGACUCUUUUCUAUUCGAGGCACAUGGCUCCGCCAUUCGCUGCCUCGCGUUGUCCCCAUUGCCCAAGCCCACCGACUCACCGGAUGCGCAGAAGGUCUUCCUCGCCUCGGGGUCGACUGACGAGAGGAUUCAGUUGUACUCGCUGGCUGCCGCACCUUUGGCUGUGAACGACGAAUAUCCAUCGGUGCCAACCCUCGCUGGCAACAAGAUUCUUGAGAACCCCAAGAACCGCGAACUCGGGUCGCUUCUCCAUCAUUCUGCCAGUAUCACUGCCUUAAGCUUCCCCUCUCGCAGCAAACUCCUCGCAGCUGCCGAAGACAACGAAAUCUCUAUCUCCAAAACUCGUGACUGGUCGGUUAUCUCAACUAUUAAAGCGCCACACCCCAAGGUUCAGGGUCGCCCAAGCGGCGAUACUGCCCCACCAGGAGCUGCCCCGUCCGGUGUCAAUCAUUUCGCGGUCCACCCGAGUAUGAAAUUGAUGUUGAGUGUUGGCAAAGGCGAGAAGUGUAUGAGACUCUGGAACUUAGUCACGGGCAAAAAAGCCGGUGUGUUGAACUUCGGACGCGAAAUUCUGCAGAGCGUCAAGGAGGGGAAGUAUAGCAGUGGAGAAGGACGUCGCCUAGCAUGGAACACUGCCGGCGAGGAGUUCGCUGUGGCAUUUGAAUGGGGUGCGGUUGUAUUUGGUAUUGAUUCUACGCCCAAAUGUCGAGUCUUGCCUAGUCCUCGAAGCAAAAUCCACGAAAUGAAGUAUGUGUCUGUGGCAGGUGAUGGCCAAGAAACGAACGACCUUCUCGCUGUGUCUACCGAGGAUGGCCGUGUGGUAUUCUACUCGACCACUACGCUGCAAGAACCAGAGGACAGCGACGAAUCGACAAUUUCCCAUGCCACUGCGGUUACCCAGAUUGGCGGGAAACAAGCUGGCUUCCCCGGAAGAAUCAAAGAUUUCGAAGUUCUGAACCUGAACAACCAAGCGGCCAAUAUCAGCCAAAACUUGCUCGUAGUCACUGGAAACAGCGACGGCGUGGUUCGUAUCUGGACUGUCAAUCGAAAGUCUCUCGCUCCUACCAAGAGCGUGAAAGCCGUCAAAGCCGCCACCGAAACGGUCAGACAGGCGGGGAGCCUUUUGACAACAUACGAAACUGGGAACCGAAUCACUUGUCUCGCUGCCUUUGUCAUGCUUCCAGCCGAGGAUGUUUCGACUCUUUUCGACUCGGCAGAUGAGGAGUCUGAAGAGGAGGAGGAGGAGGAAUCUGAUAGCGACGAGGACGAAGAGUAG
Messenger RNA from Penicillium diatomitis, 1515 nucleotides. Its product is annotated as putative 60S ribosome biogenesis protein Mak11. The coding region runs from base 1 to 1515 and encodes 504 amino acids. Gene Ontology annotation, molecular function: protein binding. Lineage: Eukaryota; Fungi; Ascomycota; Eurotiomycetes; Eurotiales; Aspergillaceae. The transcript has 2 exons. The record is from RefSeq and is a predicted model, not a curated record.